UCAUGCCUAAAAGAAAAUACAACCAUAAUAUCUCGGACCAAGAGGCUGCUUUGACCUAUGAAGACUAUGAUGUAGCUUCUUUAAAUAGUUAUUCAUCAAGCGAUGAUGAAUGCCAAGUCCCUGUUCGAUCUCGUAAACGAUUCAGGCCACAUGAAAUCUCUAUUUUGGAAGACAUGUAUCAGCACUGCGAAAAACCAUCCACAGAAAUUAAACAAGCAGUUGCCAGUCGUUUCAAUACAAAGAUAGAACGCAUUCAGAUCUGGUUUCAAAACAGAAGGGCAAAAGAAAAGAAACUAAAGACGCAAGAGCAUCCAUCAAGAGGUAGUUCGCCUGUCUCGGUUGGAACAAGUCCUCCUCAGGGUACCAGUACAGUUACACAACAAGACACUCAUCUACAGACCUUUGAGCCUCGAUUAACACCAUUGCCACAGUUCUUUGGACAAGAGGAUGUAAGAUCCGUGACGAAAAAGCCAAUGUCUAUGUCACAUAUGCCACCUUCACCCAAGACAAAUCAAUUGAUACUUGAGUAUCCAGAAAGCAGCCGUGUCUAUGAUCGUUCAAUCACACCACCUUAUCAAGAUAUGUUGGGUUCACAAGCCAUGCAUUAUCUUUAUCAUUGUGGGACUUAUGAUGUAUCUCAACAAAGUAUGCUUGCUAUGAAUCCUAAUAUCGACUAUUCAAAAUAUGGAGGCAAUAGUAUUGAUCCCAAUAUACUGAAUCAUUAUGGCAGACAGACCAGUGUCAUUCAAGAAUUUCAGUCCUUGUCUCCUUCUCAACAACAAGGAACAGAACAGCCCACCCAUAUAGUAAAAGAAGAGCAUAUCCCGCCUCAAGACCAACAUAAAAGUAAAGGGAAACAAAAGAAUGCAAGAUGACAAGCAUGAAUUAUUGUUUUUAAAAGAGCGAUGUUUCCAUAUUUAGCUAAUAUGUUAUCUGUGUAAGCACCUAUCGGCUUACAGGACUUUAGUCCUUUUUUUUGUUGUUGUUAUUGUUGUUGUUCUGCCAGACACUCUUAUUACUUUACUACCUUAUUCAUACCCCCCUUUUAUUUUAUCUUGUAUAAUUAACUAAUCAGCUAAUCAGUAAUAAAUCAAUGGUAUACUUGCUAU
This is a messenger RNA of Gilbertella persicaria, 1109 nucleotides long. RefSeq lists its product as uncharacterized. Gene Ontology annotation, cellular component: nucleus. Lineage: Eukaryota; Fungi; Mucoromycota; Mucoromycetes; Mucorales; Choanephoraceae. The annotation marks the transcript as partial. The transcript is spliced from 4 exons. Gene Ontology annotation, biological process: regulation of transcription by RNA polymerase II. The record is from RefSeq and is a predicted model, not a curated record. Gene Ontology annotation, molecular function: RNA polymerase II cis-regulatory region sequence-specific DNA binding; DNA-binding transcription factor activity, RNA polymerase II-specific.